Messenger RNA from Protopolystoma xenopodis, 999 nucleotides. The record is from the annotation of a GenBank genome assembly. Lineage: Eukaryota; Metazoa; Platyhelminthes; Monogenea; Polystomatidea; Polystomatidae.
AUGGGGAAGGAUUAUUACAAGGUUUUGGGGUUACAGAAGGGUGCCUCAGAGGAUGAGAUCAAAAAGGCAUAUCGCAAAAUGGCUCUUAAAUAUCAUCCCGAUAAGAAUAAAUCGCCCCAGGCAGAAGAAAAAUUUAAAGAGGUCGCGGAAGCUUAUGACAAACGUGAAAUUUACGACAAGCUAGGUGAAGAAGGCUUAAAAGGUGGCGCUGGUUCGAGUGAGGGUGGUGGGUUCAGUUACCGCUUCCAUGGCGACCCAAGAGAAACUUUUCGAAUGUUUUUCGGGACUGACAGCCCGUUUAAUAGCUUCUUCAGUAUGGGAGGUGGACAAAGCGUGUUUGUAUCGUCUAGUGGGGGUGGCGCCGGUGAGAGCAUGGAGUUUGACUUUCCUAGCUCCACCCCUUUUGAGGGCUUCUCAAUACAUAGUGGGAGGCAAGACCCACCUGUACAUCACACUCUUCUGGUAUCCUUAGAGGAUAUAUUGUAUGGAACGGUUAAAAAGAUGAAAAUCACAAGAAGACGGCUAAAUCCUGACAAAAGGAGUACUACAAUGGAAGAAAAGACUCUAGAAAUUGAGGUUAAGAAGGGCUGGAAAGCAGGAACCCGUAUCACCUUUCCUCGCGAGGGUGACGAGACACCUGGAGGAAAUACUCCCGCAGACAUUGUUUUUACAAUAAAAGAUCGGCAACAUAAAUAUUUCAAACGUGAUGGGGCGGAUCUCAGAUAUAAGGCAAAAGCCAGUCUUCGUGAUGCACUUUGCUGGGGCACCGUUCAGAUACCCACAGUUGAAGGUCCUCGUGUGACUCUUUCUCUUCAUGAAAUUGUUCGACCCGGAACCACUCACCGCAUACAGGGAAAAGGCUUACCAUACUCCAAAGAACCUACACGCAGAGGCGACAUAAUUGUCGAAUUCGAAAUCGUCUUCCCGGAUGCAUUAUCAGAUUCUACACGAGAAACUCUCGCUAGAAUACUGCCAAGCACUCACAUACCUCCUCCUUGA